GGCGUCUUUUGACAUCCUCGACACCAAGUUCGACAUGAUUCUAGGCAUGUCUUGGUUGUGUAGCGCCGAUCAUCCGGUGAACUUUCAUAACCGAACCGUUCACAUCCGUGAUCAAAACGAAAUGUUAGUCCCAUGUACGGUCGCGACCCCUCACACUUCGAUUGCUUGUCACGUGGUUUCCGUUGCGAGAAUUCGCGACGCCAUAGCUCGGAAUGACGUCGAGGAGAUGGGCCUUGUAUUCUUGCAUGCUCUCCCCUCGCCGAACGGACUAGCCGUGUCACCGCCGGACCCACGCAUCACUCACCUCUUGGACGAGUGUGGAGACACCUUCGAGGCUCCCACCGGAACGGUUCCGGAUCGGCCCAUACGUCACGGGAUCACUCUCGAGGCUGGCGCCGUCCCUCCGAGUGGAUGUAUCUACUGCGUGAGCGAAGAGGAACUUGAGGUGCUUCGCGCACAACUCGAUGACCUUCUCGACAAGGGCUGGAUUCGCCCUAGUUGCUCCCCAUACGGUGCCCCUGUUCUCUUCGUCUGGAAGAAUAAGAAAGAUCUACGGUUAUGCAUCGACUAUCGCAAACUUAACGCACAAACCGUAAAGAACGCCGACCCUCUCCCUCGGAUUGAUGAUCUCCUUGAGCGGUUAGGCGGCGCGACGUACUUCUCGAAGUUGGACUUGAAGUCGGGUUACCACCAGAUUGAAAUCCAGCCUCAAGAUCAGUACAAGACCGCGUUCAAGACACGGUACGGGCAUUUUGAGUGGUUUGUCAUGCCAUUUGGCCUCACCAAUGCCCCCGCGACUUUCCAAGCAGCUAUGACGACUGAGUUUCGCGACUUGCUCGAUCGCAGCGUCCUCAUCUACCUCGACGACAUCUUGGUUUAUAGUAGGACAUUGGACGAGCACAUCAUACACCUUCGCGCUGUUUUGGAUCGUUUGCGACUAGCCAAGUACAAAGCGAAUCUCAACAAGUGCGAGUUCGCCAAGCAGGAGCUUGAGUACUUGGAUCAUUUUAUCACGCCGAAAGGCAUUCGUCCCUUAGCGGACAAGAUCCAAGCCAUCGUGGUUUGGCCGGAACCCCGUUGCACGACGGAUGUACGCUCUUUCAUGGGUUUGGCUGGAUAUUAUCAGCAAUUCGUCGAGUCAUACUCGAAAGUGGUCGCUCCUUUGUCAAGACUUCAGUCCCCAAAGGUGCCCUUCCAGUUCGACGACGCAGCCCGUGGCGCGUUCACUACGUUGAAGGCAGCGAUGCAAGCCGCACCUGCCCUCCGUAUAUACGACCCCACCUUUCCCACCCAAGUGACUACGGACGCUUCGGGAUACGGUAUUGGUGCGGUGUUGGAACAGUGUCACGAGGACGGUUGGCAUCCGGUCGAGUACUUCUCCCAACAGGUGCCUCUCGUCAAUACUCUCGACGACGCUAGGAAGAAAGAGCUACUCGCGUUUGUCACCAUUCUCAAACGGUGGCGCCACUUUCUUCUCGGCCAUCGGCGUUUUAAAUGGAAUAUGGACAACAAUCCAUUGGCCUAUUACAAAACGCAGAAUACGGUCACUAGCACGAUCGGUCGAUGGCUGUAUUACAUCGACCAGUUCGACUUUGACCCGUGCCACAUUCCUGGUCCCGCCAAUCGAGCUGCGGACGCCCUCUCACGACGGCCCGAUUUUUGUGCCAUUGUGACCACGACAUUCGACCUCGAUGACGAUCUGCAGCCGCAUUUCGUCAAAGGCUACAAGUCCGAUCCAACUUACUCUACGCUCUACGCGGAGCUUUAUCGGAUCACCCGCCGGGUAGCCACUAUCGGAUUUCCGACGGGUUCCUUCUCCUUCACACGAGAGGAAAGGACUUUAGCUGAAGAAGGAGGUGGUAGAAGAAGAGGAGGAGGAGCAGCAGGAGGAGGAGGAGGAGGACAAGGAGGAAGAGAGUGUCGGGGAGAGGAGACGGGAGUCAGAGGAGCUGAAAGAGAAAGGUGGAUAGUGGGAGGAAGAGGAACAGAAGGAGGAGAAACAGAAGGAGGACGAGGAGGAGGAGGAGGAAGAGGAGGAGGAGGAGGACCAGGAGGGCGAGUAACAUCAGUUGGGAGUGCGGUACCAGGCAACACAGUUGGGAAAAUAAGGAAGCAUGUUUGAGAGUUUGUGAAUGCAUCCUACGACGAACACAAGCAAUGAUUGAAGAAUACGCUGAACAAGCUUAUUGGGGAGAUGAAGGGCAAAGAAGCACCAAAGCAAGA
This is a messenger RNA of Chara braunii, 2223 nucleotides long. NCBI's taxonomy places the organism in Eukaryota, Viridiplantae, Streptophyta, Charophyceae, Charales, Characeae. The record is from the annotation of a GenBank genome assembly.